Messenger RNA from Chelmon rostratus (copperband butterflyfish), 3055 nucleotides. It is a transcript of the gene tomm34, whose product is annotated as translocase of outer mitochondrial membrane 34. Gene Ontology annotation, molecular function: heat shock protein binding. Gene Ontology annotation, cellular component: cytosol; mitochondrion. The record is from RefSeq and is a predicted model, not a curated record. NCBI's taxonomy places the organism in Eukaryota, Metazoa, Chordata, Actinopteri, Chaetodontiformes, Chaetodontidae. The coding region runs from base 278 to 1213 and encodes 311 amino acids. The transcript has 8 exons.
CUCUUCAUUAGCAAACUGAGAAGUUCCUAAAGCCUGCCGGCGAGUUCCUUACCCCAAUAUAACUCCCCGCACAGGCAGAGGAGAGCCGCGUGGGUCCGAUCGACCUGGAGAAAAUAAAGUACACAGAGUAAUGUCAGUAUUAACUACGUACACAAGGGGUGCAGAUAGUUUCAGGUACCGGUAGUCGAUUCGUCCAAGUCAUUGGUGUUGUGAAGAGGACUUCUUGCUGCGUUGCUAUCUCUCAGAACCAGCAGCCGACAACAGUUAAAAAGAAGAGAUGCCUCAGAAACAGAAGUCCAAGUCUUGGGUGGAGUUGAAACAAGCUGGAAAUGAAUGUUUCAAGACAGGCCAGUAUGGAGAGGCCACCAAUUUUUACAGCCAGGCGAUCAAGGAGUUGGAGAAGAAAAGUAAAGGGAACCCAGAGGAUUUGGGCAUUUUGCACUCGAACCGUGCAGCAAGCUACCUGAAAGAUGGCAACUGUGCGGAAUGUGUCAAAGACUGCAACAUGUCUCUGGAGUUGUUCCCGUUUAAUGUCAAGUCUCUGCUGCGUCGUGCUGCGGCUUACGAAGCUCUGGAGCGCUACAGGCAGGCUUACAUUGAUUACAAGACUGCUCUGCAGAUCGACUGCAACAUUGCAGCCGCUCACGAUGGCACCAACAGGAUGACGAAGGCGCUCACAGAGGCGGACGGCCUGUCAUGGAGAGAAAAGCUCCCUCCCAUCCCCACUGUUCCUCUGUCCGUUAGAGAGAAACUAGCCCAGAAAACUCCAGCCAACGCCGCACAACCGAACCCUACACCGCAGCAGAACGGCACCCCCACGCAAACAAGCAAACCUGCUCCCAGCGAUAAAGACAAAAAGAAAGGCCAAGUUCUGAAAGAAGAAGGCAACGCCCUGGUGAAGAAAGGAGAGCACAAGAAGGCCAUAGAGAAGUACAGCCAGAGCCUCAAACACAACCCCACUGAGGUCACAACCUACACCAACCGGGCGCUGUGUUUCCUGUCAGUGAAGCAGUAUGCAGAUGCCGUCAGAGACUGUGACGAGGCUCUGAUGAUUGACAGCAGCAAUGUCAAGGCUCUCUACAGGAGGGCUCAGGCUCACAAGGAGCUCAAGGACAUCAAAGCCUGCGUGGACGACCUGAACAACCUGCUCAAAGUGGAACCAAAGAACACGGCCGCCCUGAAGCUGCUGCAGGAGGUGCAGAAGAAGAAGUGAUGACACAUCAGGGACCCCGGAGACCGCGGUAAGGAUCUGCCACUGCACUGCGUACAGAGGAGAGGAAGAGGAGGAAAACAGCCGAGCAGUGGCACGAUUCAGCCGCUUUGAUUGGAAGACCGGGCCCGUGUUUCCCAAAAGCUCCUCCACGCUGAACACGUGUUUGAUCCGCUCGCUCUCGCCGGAACAAACACGAGCUUGGUCUCCAGAGACGCUUCUGGAAAACGCAGCUCUGGUUGGCGAGAACUGAAAGUGCGUCAGGAAGAAGAAUGUUUGUAUGUCACCAGUUUUAGUGUCGUCGGCAGUUUCACCGAGUAUUUAUGGUUAUUUAAGAGCUGACGUGAUUGACACACACAUCAAAUUUAACUGAGAAUAAGCUUUUACCAUCACCAGCAGCUGGAGCUCCUGCUGGACGCCAUAACUUUAAUUUGUUGGAGCCCGGAAGUUGAUCUCAACCUUAAAAUUAUUAUGUAAGAGAAAAUGAUCUCAACUCAAGGUCCACUCACUGGCUUUGUCUGAGCUUUGCUGUUUCCGUUAACUGGCGCAGGUUUUUGAUCAGGAAUGCAGAGGAAUCAGGUUGUUCAGGUUCCAGCCAGCAGUGGAUGACGUGGAUAGUACUAUCAUAGUAUAUGUUGUCGUAUUUAAGUUUAUACCUAUCAAUAGAUUUCUGGAAAAUCAGUAAAUGGCCUAAUGCACCCCAACCUGGAUCAUUACCACAGUACAGCAAAGUUGCAGCUCCAUCCCUCCUCUUUAAAAUGAAAAGUCCAUGUUGAAGCCCUCUUCUCAGGGGUAAAUUUAGGCAACUUAGCCAUCUGAACACUGGUGAUUGUAAAGGUUUAUUCUGUAUUUGAAUACACUCAGGUAGUUUAUUUAUCCUAUAUGUGAUUUCCUGAGGUUUUGAGUAUGUGUGGAAGUUUGUUUCUCAAUGGAUUAAGAUUUCUGGUGUUCCUGCAGUGUUUGUGUCACAUGGGAUGGAUGGAAGAGACCAUUACAAAGGAUUCCCAUGUUUUAGACUAAUAAGCUUUCACUUUAUUGUGUUGAGUUAAAAAGAAAUAAUACCAUGUUUUGGCAGUAUAGCAUGAUAUACGUUGAACUUAAUGACCUUGAACGACAGACGCUAGCUCACGUCACUUCUCCUUUUUGUGCACAUCUGGAUUAUUAUUAUUGAAUUUUCCAAGAAGUUUGAGUUCUGGAGUUGUAUCGACGAUUUGGAUCUUGACGUGAACGCAGUGUCGCUCUUGAAGCUUCACCCAGCAAACAUGUACAACAUAGAGCUGAGGUUUGGUCACAGCAGCACCAUCUUCAAAUCCAGAGCCUGUUGGAUGCAACACGAUGUCUGAAAUACAUCUGUGUCGUGUUUGUUAACUACUUUUAGGAUCAGCUUGUUUCUUUUCCAUUUGACAGACAAACAUGUGAACCAAGUCAAACUAUCCUGUCCAUAUAAUGUAGUUUCAUUCUGUGUUCAGCUUUUUUUAAAAAACAUUCAUUGUCUAACUGUGAAACAAGUAAAAAAUCAGUGAUCCUGCCGUAGCUUGGCAAUCUCCAGCUCGCCUGAAGUGCCUGUCUUCAUCCUCCAACAUUAGUUUCUGCUUAACAGCUACAGUGAAAAGCUGCAGUUUUGUGGUUUCAGACAAAGACAGUAUCACACCUUCAGUUCUGUUGGUCAUGCCAGGAAAGUUUUAGAAAAACAUCCACACUUUUUCAUGUUAGCACGGUCGAACCAAGAAGCUGCACAGUGCCACCACAGCCUGACGCGCUUGGAAAAUCAGAUCCUUUGUUUUAUCACAUUUCUGCUGUUUUUGUCAACUUGCUUCUGUUUUAACUACAAAUAAACUUGACAGA